CUUAAUCUUCAUUAUCCUCCAUUCCCAACCCACCAUUUCUCAAUUCUCCCUCUGCUCUGCUCUGUUCUGCUCCCAUGGCGAUGGCCGCUCAAGCAACCCUCUUCACCCCAUCUCUCACAACCCCCAAAUCCACCGCCACCGCCGUCUCCUGGAAGCAAUCCCCAACUCUCUCCUUCCUCAACGCCAAGCCCCUCAACCUCGCCUCCUCUUCCCGACUCGUCAAAGUCUCCGCCGAGGCCGAGGCCGCAGCUGCAGAAGCUCCAGCCGGAUUCUCCCCGCCAGAGCUCGACCCAAGCACCCCUUCCCCAAUCUUCGCCGGCAGCACCGGGGGGCUGCUCCGGAAGGCCCAGGUCGAGGAAUUCUACGUCAUCACAUGGGAAUCCCCCAAGGAGCAAAUCUUCGAAAUGCCGACAGGCGGCGCCGCCAUCAUGAGACAAGGCCCAAAUCUGCUGAAAUUGGCUAGGAAAGAGCAGUGCUUGGCGCUGGGGACGAGGCUGAGAUCCAAGUACAAGAUUAAGUACCAAUUUUACAGGGUUUUUCCCAACGGAGAAGUACAGUAUUUGCAUCCCAAAGACGGUGUCUAUCCAGAGAAGGUGAAUCCAGGCAGGGAAGGAGUGGGGCAGAACUUCAGGUCCAUUGGGAAGAAUGUGAGCCCCAUUGAGGUCAAGUUCACCGGAAAACAAGUGUAUGAUUUGUGAACAAAAUUUCCCAUUUCUAAUGUUCUUAUAUCAUAUGAAUUAUCUUAUCAAUCCUUGUUAUUCUCUCUGUCUUGUGGCUGCUCUGUUUUGUUUAGCAAAUUCCGAUGUAUGUUAGAUUGUAAAUUUGUCGCAUGUUUUUGUUUGUUUUGGUUGAUAUAUGCUUAUGAUCAAUCAUUUCUACA
Cucurbita moschata (crookneck pumpkin) is the source of this 880-nucleotide messenger RNA. RefSeq names its product photosystem I reaction center subunit II, chloroplastic-like. The record is from RefSeq and is a predicted model, not a curated record. Bases 75 to 698 code for a protein of 207 amino acids. NCBI's taxonomy places the organism in Eukaryota, Viridiplantae, Streptophyta, Magnoliopsida, Cucurbitales, Cucurbitaceae. The transcript has a single exon. Gene Ontology annotation, biological process: photosynthesis. Gene Ontology annotation, cellular component: photosystem I reaction center; photosystem I.